Molecule: messenger RNA, 2084 nt
Organism: Ctenopharyngodon idella (grass carp)
Lineage: Eukaryota; Metazoa; Chordata; Actinopteri; Cypriniformes; Xenocyprididae
Gene: wdr54
Product: WD repeat domain 54
Exons: 10
Coding region: 302-1321 (339 amino acids)
Biological process (GO): cilium-dependent cell motility; cilium assembly; sperm axoneme assembly
Molecular function (GO): protein binding
Source: RefSeq, a predicted model, not a curated record
UACACACGUACACAUGUCUGCUCCGUCACUAUGGCUGCAAGAGACGCGAAAUGGUGGUGAGACCUUGCUUGAAUACAAUUAGACAAAAAUAUUCAUUAUACCUCUUAUCUGACAUCGACUGGUCUAAUAACAGGGGGAACGGCGUAUGUUAUUUCCAUACGAGAAGCCAUUUUAUGUUGUAUUUUCACUGAAAAGAAGAGGAUUAGCAGGAGAACCCAUCAGUUGCCUUCAUUCAGGCUUGGUAGCUGUUAGAAUUAUGUAUGCAUCACGCCCGAUUACAUGAAAGAACAUCCUCCAAAUAAUGUCGAAAAUGUACCACAAAGAGAAAAGCAUUCCAAUAAAGAGCAGCGCGUCCGCGCUCUACAACAACCUGAGCGUCCUGCGCAUCGCGCCGCGCUGCCUCACCUAUUUCACGGUGGUCCACGCCAACGUGGUAAACAUGGUCAGCGCCUCCUGGGACGGGCUGAACUAUUCCCACCGACAGCUGCAGUCUAAAGAAGGCAACGUGGCCACCAGCUCCUCACUUAUCAUGCAGGCAGCCUGGUGUGUCCUGCCCUCAAGAGAUCUUCUUGUUCUCACUUCUCAGAAAGGAAUCCAGAUGUAUGAAUCAGAUGGAUCCAUUAUGGUCUAUUGGCAUGCCCUGGACACACCAGAGACCCCCACAGCUAAAGCAGUGUUUGCCCGAGGGAUUGCAGCGGUGCGGGAAAAACACAUUUGUGUAGGGGUCUCCUCUGGCUCAGUGCUGGUGUUUGACGUUCCCAGUAAAGGCAGUAACAUCACCCUGUCUGAGGUUUUGGAGGAACACAAAGAGGCCAUUACAGACAUGGCCUCUGAGUGCUCAGGCAGUCUGGAGUGCAUUGCUGAUUUAGUUAGCGCUGAUGACUCUGGCCUCCUCUGUGUGUGGAAAUCAGGAGAGGAUUUUCAACUGCUCAACAAGAUCCCUGGUUUUGACACAAGUUGUUCUUCAGUAAAACUGUGGAAGGGCACAGUCAUUGCCGGCUAUGGGACGGGACAGAUCCGUCUGUAUGAGGCAGUCACGGGUAUACUGCAUGCAGAGGUCAAUGCCCAUGCACGCUGGAUCUACUCACUGGACAUUGCCCCAUUCACUGGCCUGCUGCUCUCUGCAGCAGAAGACUCUUGGGUUAGAGUGUGGCAUCUGAGCUUGACCCCAGAGACUAACAGUGUAGAGAUUGAGCACAUGUACAAUGAGUGUGUGACUGACACACAGAUCUGUGGAGCCAAGUUCUGUGAUGGGGACGGCUACGCAUUUGCAGUGACCGGCUAUGACUUGAGUGAGAUCAUCCGCUACACGCAAGCCUAGUCAGGAAAACAUCAUGCAUUCCCAUUGGUCAUGUGAGGAUCACCUGCAGCAGGAAGGUCAUGUCUUGACAAAAUAUCGGUGAAUAAAUUGGUGUGCAUGAUAGGCAGGGUCAGGGUAGAGUGAAUAUUUUCUUAACUGUAUAGAUACUACCUGAAAUUGCCUAAAAAGCCCCACUUGAACACCAGGUGUCUGUGUUAAGUAUGUCUACAUGACUGACGGUUGUACUACUGACUACAAAAAUACACUUUUGUGCUCUGAUAUUGAGGUAAACUGUAAAACAAGAGAACAUACAGAUCCCCUUCUAAUCUGGAUAGAGAAGUAUCAAUAUAAACAAAUGUUAGAAGUGGUAGUUCUGUUGGUGUUUUGCUCCUCAAAUAAUUUGUUUAGUAAAUGUACUUCCUAAAGUGUUACUGAACAUUUUCUUUUACCUCAAUGAAAAACUUGGGGUCUGCAAUUGAAUCAAAUGACAUGUAAUCAUAUUUGUGGUUCAGAAAACAGAAAUUAUCAAAAUAGUUUUUAUUUAAUAUGUUAUAUUAUAAAUAUUAAAUACUGCAGAGACUAUUUUUUCCAAAGGGAAUUAUAAUGUUCUUUAUAUUUGUCUUAUAGCCUUAGAAAUAAUCACAUUGUAUCUAGAUAGUUAUUUCAGCUUGAUGUUAAAGCAAAUAUUUUAUACUUUGUGUCGUUGUUUUGUUAUUUUCUGUUUCAUUGUAAGUAAUUGUCAGUGACAAUUCAGCAAACUAUUAAAAAAUAAAUGUUUCACUCA